Messenger RNA from Acaulospora colombiana, 1572 nucleotides. NCBI's taxonomy places the organism in Eukaryota, Fungi, Glomeromycota, Glomeromycetes, Diversisporales, Acaulosporaceae. The record is from the annotation of a GenBank genome assembly.
AUGUUUGAUCUCAAGCAACUGAUCUUCUCUCGUUUAUCUAUCGAACCCGAAGAUCAAGUUUAUCACACUUUAUCCGGCAAACGUCUAGCCGACGACAGUCAAAUAUUUGAGGAUGAGCAAGUCGAGUUCACGACUUUGAACCUUAAUCUUCGGUUGUUAGGAGGAAAAGGUGGUUUCGGGUCGAUGUUAAGGGCGCAGGGUGGAAAAAUGGCUAGCCAGAAAACCACAAACUUCGAGGCAUGUCGAGACCUGAACGGCAGGAGGUUGAGGACGGUGAAUGAGGCCAAAAGGCUGGCCGAUCACCUUGAACAAGAACCAGAUAGACAACGCAUUCGAAAAGAGAAGGUGCAGAAAAAGAUAGAAGAGGGUCUGGCCGAACCACCGACAAAGAGAAUUCGGUUUGACGACACCGAAUACUUGAAAGCCAGCGAGGAGAUGAAAGAAAAAGUAAGCAACGCGGUGUCCGAAGCGAUAUCAAAAAAAUCUGUCGUCGUCAAUAACAAUAACAGCGGUAACGGCGAUCCAGGGAGAGCUCUAUCGUUAUGGGACGUUGUUGUUUUAUCUGAGGACGAUUCGAGACCGGGUUUUGAUGUACUUGGUGUGUCAUUGUCACUGUACCUUACCGUUGAGCUUGACAUCCUCGAAAGUGAGCCCGAUAAAAGUAACGAGGUGGUCUUGACAUACUCCGGCGAAGGUGCCGACACACUAACUCUUAAUAUCGAGAAAAAUUUGAUUACGAAAACAGCACUUUAUGUUCUUUCAUGUAAUAAUAUCGAAGGAUUCCCUUCUCCACUAAACAUCCACGUCGAUAAUCCGAUUCCGUUGGGUCGCGGUUUGGGUUCUUCGGGAACCGCGAUUGUCGCUGGUGUCAUGUUAGGCAACGUUGUAGGGAAUUUGGGCCUGACUAAGGAACGUAUGCUUGACUACUGUUUAAUGAUCGAACAUCAUCCUGACAAUGUCACUGCUGCUCUGAUGGGUGGAUUUGUCGCUUCGUAUGUGAAGAGAUCUGAUCAAAAUGUCACUCCUCACUCGGAAACGCCAGACAGUAAUGGGGAUGGUGUCGUGAAAGCAUCCGUUCAUGCCGUACCGGAAGGGAUGGGACACUAUGUCAAAUUAAACUGGGCCAAAGAGAUUAAAGCCGUAACUAUUAUCCCGCAAUUUGAGGUAUCCACUGCAGACGCCAGAAAUGUGUUACCAAAAGAAUACGGCAAACAAGAUGUGGUAUUUAACUUGCAGCGUUUAGCGGUCUUGAUAAUGGCUUUAUCCUGUUCCCCGCCAAAAGCGGACUUGAUCUAUCAAGCGAUGCAGGAUAAAGUGCAUCAGCCAUAUCGAAAGCAUCUGAUUCCUGGUCUUUCCGAGAUUCUUGCGAGCGUGAAGCCCGACAAUUAUCCAGGACUCUUGGGUGUAUGCCUUAGUGGAGCAGGUCCUACAAUCUUGGCUCUGGCGACGCAAAAUUUCGAUGGCAUCUCAGAAGCCAUCAAAAGCAUAUUUGCCGAAAAAGGAAUAGAGACUGUUACGAGGGUUCUAGACGUGGUCGAUGACGGAGCUCAGGUUACAGGAAUACAACAAUAG